AUGGAACCCGGGAGCAUGGCGGGGAACAUUCUAGAUCCGGCGGCCCAGGAGUUCCACCCGGCGGCCUCCCCUCCCCCGUUCUCCCUCCUCCCCCCGCCGCCGGUUUACUACGCCUACGGUACGCCCCAAGCUCAACCCACUGCGGCGCUUCCCGUGCCCUUUUACCAGACCUCCCAGUUGAACCCUAGUCCGUACGUGAGCCCCGCCACGGCGCUGCCGGACACCAAGCCGACCCGGACGCUGCUGCUGAGCUCGGUGCCGCCGCACGCGGCGGAGAGCGCCGUUCGGGUCGAGCUCGAGAGCUUCGGCGGCGUGCGGGCAGUUGAGAUGGGGCGAGCCCUCGGGGAGGGGCUCGUAACAGUCCAUUUCUACGACCUGCGGAGCGCGCAGGCAGCACUGGCGGAGAUCCGCGAGCAGCACGUGCGGCAGCAGAGCCUCCUGGGCCAGCAGUACGGUUUCGUGGGAAUGGUCCCCGGCAGCGGCAGCGGGAGCGGCACCAAUUGGGGGGGAGGCGGAGACCCGCUAUGGGCGGAGCUGGGGGGCAGCUGUGGCAGCAACAUCGGCGGAUACUGUGGUGGCGGGCAGCCGGCGGUCGGGCGGGGGCUUAUUGCCGGGAGGGCCGUGUGGGCCCAGUUCGCCCCGGAGGCGGCGGGGCUCGACGGCCCCAACAACGGUUCCCUCGUUGUCUUCAAUUUGGACUCGGACGUCUCCUCCGCCGCGCUCAAGGAUGUCUUCGAAGUGUUUGGUCGGUAUUGUGCUCUUGCACUUGCAACUUCUUUUCCGAACAUCGUCGGAUUUUAUUCAAACAAAUUCAAUUCUCCGUUUGCCCGUCUGCUUUUCGUUUCGCGGUGCUUCGGCGCAUCGUGAUGCCCUUUUUCUUCCUCCUAGGAUCCCCUCAUCGGCCCUUCGAGCCGGAUUCAUCGAGUUCUUCUACUCGAAAGCUUUCUUCAUGCAACUGCUUUCAACGUUUUUUGUGGCCGAUUCAUCUUGAAUCCCUUGCUCCCAGAUGGUUCCGCCGCUCAGAGCUUCUGUUUUCUAUUCGCCAUCGCCCUCGCCCGUCUUUUUUCUGAGGUCUUGUGUAAAUUCGACCGACAGGAACGGUGAAGGAGCUGCGGGAGACCCCGUUGAAGCCUCGGCACAGGUUCGUCGAGUUCUUCGACAUUCGGGACGCCGCUCGGGCGCUCUACGAGCUCAAUGGCAAGGAGAUCUUCGGGAAACGCGUGGUUAUCGAGUUCAGCAGGCCCGGCGGCCAGCAAGCCAGGAGGUGCAGCUUAGUUGCUUCUGUUUUUCCCUCCCAUCUCCUUCUGCUCUCCCCCGAACGGGCGAGUUCAUCCUGCUAACGCCAAUACCGACAACCUGUGGAAGCGCGUGCAGGAAGGGCUCAAGCCACCAGCCGACGCCGUUGCCCCCAAGGUUACUGCGGCUCCCCAGGGCUGAUGCUUCGUAUGGGGCAACUUCAAGGCCGCCUCUCCUCGGGCGGGUGGGCGGCGAGUGUAGCGUGUCUACGGACGACAAAGCGGCCGGCGACAACGCCCGAAGGGGCAAGCGGGCCGGUGGCGGCGGCCCGUCUUCGGUUCCGGCCAGUUCGUCGAGGCAGCACUCAGGGCGGCAUAAGAACUGGAAGAGCCAAAGUGGCAAGAGCAGGAGUGCCACCGAGGCGAGGUUCCUCUUCAAGGACACCUUCGCCGGGGGCAGCUCGCCUUCUUCCUCUUUCCGGGAUUCCAGGACCACCGUCAUGAUUAAGAACAUACCCAACAAGUACAGGUCUGUCUGGUCUCCUCCCUCUUCAUCCGGCCAUUGGGGGGAUACGUUAUUCUUCUUUCAUUGUGAUUUUAUGACUGUUCUUCAUUCUCUUGUCUACGGUGCAGUCAGAAGCUCCUCCUGAACAUGCUGGACAACCACUGCAUCCACUACAACGAGAGAAUUGCGGCCGAAGGGGAUGGAAGCGAACCCAUGUCCUCCUAUGACUUUGUCUACCUCCCUAUCGAUUUCAAGUGAGUCUGUCCAUACUCCUUUUUUUCUGUAGUCACGAAGGCCACAUACAGUGGAAGUUGCUGAAUUAUUCUAUCAUUUUAAACGAAGCCUGGUUUACAUUUGGAAGAGGAAGGGAAGUUGCCGGGGAAAACGAGCCAAGGGCGACGACUGCCUGUCGCCGAAACCCUAGAGUUCGAGAUCGUUGUGGCCUAGACGAGCCCAUAGGAACCAAGAACAAGUUAUGGCUAGGGAAAGACAGAAGGUUUCCUUAGUCUUUUCGUACCAGUCCACCCCUGAAAAUCCAUGCCCAUCAAUCUCAUAAAACCUGAAAAGGGGGGGGAGGUGGGGAAGGGGAAAAGCUACUUUUGGGGUCACAAUGCGGGUCAAAAGGGAAAGAACGACCUAUAAGUAAAGCUGGAGAGGAUAAUAACUUUUUUAUUCGUUCAGGUGUUUUCUUAUGACUCUCCAUCCUCUCCUUCCGCCCGCUCCCAACCUUCUCCCCUUAUUCACUUUCAAACGUUAAGGCGUAAGAAUUCUUUCUUUGGUUUCUCACUGAUCUUCCUUUGUACCAUUUCGGCGAACUGUGCCCGCGCCCCCACUUCGUGAAUUGUCAAAUUAAGCAACAAGUGCAACGUAGGAUACGGGUUCGUCAACAUGACCUCGCCGGAAGCCACAUGGAGGUUGUACAAGGCCUUUCACCUGCAGCCCUGGGAGGUCUUCAACUCCCGGAAGAUAUGCCACGUGACCUACGCUCGCCUGCAGGUAUUGUAGAUUACUCCUCUCGUGCCGUCUGUCCGUGCGUUGAUUUCCCUGUCCCAUGAUUGUUUUUGGUUUGAUUCAUUUUACAUGACGAUAGAAUCUCGGUCUCUUAGAUGGUGUUAUAGUUCUGUAGGGUUUGGAGGCGUUGAAGGAGCACUUCAAGAACUCCAAGUUCGCCUGUGACACCGAUGAGUACAUGCCGGUAGUGUUCUCCCCGCCCAGAGACGGCAAAACGUUGAGCGCCCCGACCCCCAUAGGCAGCCGCGGUGGCGCCGCCUUGCUCACCGCUUCAGGGAGGAAGAAGAUGGCGGAGCUUAUGGAGGAGAUGGGUGUACUACCGUCGGACAACCAGUCGAUGGACGGAGACGGUUCCCUGUCUCCGAGCACGACGGGGUCGACGUUCCCACAGUAUGACCAGCAGGUAGAGGACGAAGAGGGGAUCGAGGAUCCUGUUGAUGGUGACGAUCGUGAUGACGACGAUAACGGGAGUCGAGAAGCAAGUGGCGGCCGCGGCGGCGGCGUUGGUGACAUGACAGAGCUUACUAAGGCCCUCCGCUACCACCACCUAUAG
Spirodela intermedia is the source of this 3304-nucleotide messenger RNA. Lineage: Eukaryota; Viridiplantae; Streptophyta; Magnoliopsida; Alismatales; Araceae. The record is from the annotation of a GenBank genome assembly.